Molecule: messenger RNA, 3528 nt
Organism: Cadophora gregata
Lineage: Eukaryota; Fungi; Ascomycota; Leotiomycetes; Helotiales; Ploettnerulaceae
Gene: SRC1
Product: inner nuclear membrane protein enriched at telomere/subtelomere region
Exons: 2
Coding region: 317-1954 (545 amino acids)
Cellular component (GO): nuclear inner membrane
Molecular function (GO): chromatin binding
Source: RefSeq, a predicted model, not a curated record
AUCUAUUUUCAUCAAGACACCACCAUAACUUUUUGAAGUCUUCUUCAGGCUCGCCUCCUCUCUGUCUUCCUCUCUCCAAUACCAGCUCUGUGUCGCGUACUUUCCCCGCAGCGACCGCCUUUGCUCUGGAACAAAGGUCGCGUGUUUACGAUUGAUCGGCACAUUCUACGUCAUUGCGUCCCUUUGCAGCUUCCGCUAUAGCUAUCCAGUCUUGCACAUCCUCAAAGAAGAAAGGAAUAAAUUUGGCUCCCACCUUCGCGGAAUUGCGACGAGGGUGUUCUGGCUUUGAACUCCUUCUGCAAACACAACCACAAAGAUGUCAGACACAGAUAGCCUGGACUACCUGCAAACGGGAUUCGAGCCAUCAACAUUGACCGUCCCUCGACUACGAUCAAUCCUCGUCUCUCACGAUAUUGCAUAUCCUUCCGGAGCAAAGAAGCCACAGCUCAUCGAGAUCUUCACCAACGAGGUGCUUCCACAGUCGAAGAAGAUUUUAUCGGAACGAGCGCGCGCCCGCCGGACAAGCAGAGGGAUUACGGAUGCGGAUUCGCAAGAUAGCACGAUUGGCGCGGAUGAGGAUCUGAUGCCUCCACCACCGACUCCGCGAGCUCGAUCGAGUAGGAAAACUUCGUCGAGAUACAAGAGUGAGGAGAGCGAGUCGGAUGCUGCUCCAGCCUUGAGAAGUCCGACGAAGAGAACGCCUAGAGCAAGCAGCAGCAAACACGCCAGGGCUUCGGAGUCGGAGACCAUGGAUGUUGAUGGAGCGAGGAAAUCAGUCCGGAGGACACGAAAGAGCGAAGCCCCUACACCUGUACCUGUCCCGCCGCCGAAGAUGAAAAUUGAGGAGUACGACGAGCGACCAAGUACCUCGAGAAGGGAAAGCGCAUUCACACACGAUAACCCUUUCCAGAGUGGUAGCUCACCUCCAUCAGGCUUGAGCAGUGGUGAGAAGAAGCGAAAGAGUUUAGGUGCCACUUCUAGCAAAACACCUCGGAAAAGCUUGUCUGCGACAAGAAGACGCACUGAUGGACAUCAAGCUGAUGCCGACGAAGGAAUACACCCACCGACUUCCUCGACGUUCGAGAUCCCAGUCAGUACUCUGAAUGGGCUAAAAGACGUCGAUGACAAUGGCGUCGAAGCCAGCGAGGAGUUUACACCUGAAGAGCAGUUGGAACUGGUUCGCGAUCGAGCAGUCAAUGGACUGAAUGCUGUUGGACCUCUCAGACCAAAGCGACAUCAACCUCGAGGCUUCACUUUAAAGGGGCCCUUAUGGGUCGCUGCGCUCACCAUUUUUGGUGGAUAUUCAGCCUGGUACAGACAAGAAAAGGUGGCUGUGGGCUAUUGUGGAGUUGGCAGAGAAGCUACACCCAUUAUUCCUGUCGGCGUCCAGGUCCCUGAUUGGGUCAGAAUCCUCGCGGAACCGGAAUGCGAGCUAUGUCCAAAACAUGCAUAUUGUUCUGAGGCAUUGGAGACCCAUUGCGAGGCCGACUUUGUGUUGAAGCAACAUCCGCUUUCACUGGGUGGUAUAAUUCCACUUGCACCAACCUGCGAACCAGAUGGAGAGAAAGCACGUAGAGUUAAGCUCGUUGCAAGCAGAGUUGUGGAUGGCCUGAGAGAGAGAAGAGCGAACUGGGAAUGUGGCGAUCUGACUAAUGAUGCUGGGCUCCCAGAGCCUACUGUCGAGAUUGAUGCAGACGAGUUGAAGAAGGACAUAAAGAAACAAGGGAAAAAGGUGAGCGAGGCAGAGUUCGAAGAACUCUGGGCCGCUGCGCUUGGAGAUGUUCAGGCGAUGGACGAAGUCACCAGUGUUGUUGAUGGGUUCCUCAUCGCACCUACAGACACCGCCUCCUCAUCAGCAGCACAUCCCUCGCUCGCAUCCCCCUCUCCUGCAAUCUCCGACGAAGCGUCAGACUCACACUGGCAAGAUAUCGCCUCACGCUUAUUAGCCUUCUAAGCCUCGUCGCCGCCGUCUUCUACGUCCGCUCCAUCUUCCUCUACCGCUCAGCAGCCAAUGCCCAAAUCCCCCACCUUGUCUCCCUCACUCUCGACCGCCUCGCCACCCAAGCAGCAUUCCACGCUCAAGACAAAGAAGGCGUCCCCGAAAGCUGGAUUUCCAUCGGCCAACUCCGCGAUGACGUCCUUCGUGACGAGCAUAGCAUCCGCAAGCGCGAAGCCCUGUGGGCGAAAGUCCGCCGUGUCGUUGAGAUGAAUGCCAAUGUGCGAGCCUCCCAACGUGAAGGUCGCAAUGGCGUCAUUUCGAGAGUAUGGGAGUGGAUUGGCGCUGUGCCCAGCCUUGAAAACGGCGGUGAGCGUAGACGGAAGAGUGGGAGAGUCAGUUGGGGGGUUUAUGAUGAUAGAAGUAGUCCUGUGAGUGGAAAUGAUGGCGGUCCACAAAUGGUGCAGAGCAAGUGGGAGGAGGCGCGGCCGAUCUAUUAGCGGGGUUUUACCCGUCUUUUUCUUCGUCGUUCUAUUUACUCUACACUUCUUCUCUGGUUCGAUCCGGAAUUCCUUUUCUUUUGUCGAUAUUUGCGAAGGCAAGGAAUGAACAUCGCUUGGUGUAUUAUCAUUAUUAUUAUUACAUGCGCUCUUGCAUCGAUCGCUUCUUGAUUUGCACGCGUUAGGGUAGCUUUGGAUGGUUCGGAUAGGAUGGCUGGGAGAGAGGUUUCUGGUUGGUUUAACGGCCGAAACUUAUGAUGCCUGGUCACUUACUUGGUGGCAUGCUCACUUGGCCAGGUGCAUAACUUAUUGGAAUAUUAAUUUGCCGACCCUGAAACCCUUUCCUCCCUCUUCCUUCCUUUCGCCUCUGAUGAGUAGUGUGAUGCAUCAUCCCCUUUGUGCUAAAGUUCAAAUGCUGCAAAUCUGGCAAGAGAAGGUGUGCAGCUCCUUCUCAGCGUGUCGCUGCUUGUCUUCCUCAGGCGAGCGAAACGGACUAGAAUCUGCAUACUGAAGGACUAGAAACCUUGGCCCACAUGCCAUAACUUUUGAGAGAAAGCCAGUCUCGGCGACCGAUGGUUAGACAAAGAAGGUAUUUCGGAUUGACAUUCUUGACUGGUGAGGAUUCUCUAUCGUGACAGUCUUUCGUGAAGGAGGAGUGACUGGCUGUGUUGCCAUUUGACACCGGGAGGAGGAGCGGGAGUGGGCAUUUGCUUUGCUGGAAUAUCUUCCUGGUGACAACUAGUAGUUUGAUGCCUUGCCAAUGACCACCAUUUCAGUCUCGCUCCUCAAAAUACUAUGGGGAUGGCUGGUGAGCCAUACUCUUCCGCUGGUUUGUAGACCAGACUUUCAAACAUGGGAUAUUCUACAAGUUGAAGAUCCUCCAGUGAGCCUUGAGGUCGGAGGUAACUGGUGGAGUAGAAUUGAAGACAGGCAAUGAUCAAGAAUCCUAGUAUAGAAAAUCGUUGACGUCGGUUCGCAUUGGCUUGGACUCUCUGACACUGAGGCAUGGUGAUUCAAACCUGUCUUGGAAUGUUUAGAGUAUCGAGUAGUUUCUAGAACUUGCGUAUAAAGACUCGAAUAACAAUAUUCACC